CACACACACACACACACACAUACACACAUCUGCUUUAACAUUACAACAUUUGCAGUUCACAUAAUUUUUAUGCGACGAUUGUUGUAGAUGUCGACUCUUUGGUAGAUGAUUCUGUAUUAAUAUUAAAUAUAAGAGAGUUUUAAAGCUCCUGUCAGACUCACAGAAUAUUCACACGCCUCAUAUAUUAAUGGAUUACAGGAAAUGUAAUAUAAAUAUGACAAUAUGACAUGCUUUCAUAAUUCAGAUGAUUUCUGUCACAGUUUGGAUCUUGCUGUGACUGAAGCGGUCUUUAGGAACAUCUUCAUUAACACACAAAGAAGCUUCUGUUUGUUGUUUGAGCUCAUCGGUUCUUCUUGUUGGCGUUCAAGCGUCCAUAUGUGAGAGGUGUGGCUUUAAGAAACUCUCUGUCAUGUGGUCAGCCGGUGCUGCUGUCAAUCAUCUUCUGACCCCACCCACAUCCCCUUCUACUAUGAGCAGUAUCUCACUGGCCAAUGAGAGCCAGAGUUUUGAGGAAGGGGUCGGGGCUAUCGUUUCUUGUCCAUCAUUACCUGACCACGCCCCCGAUGGCACCCCGCCUCUGGCUCCUCCCCUCCCUCCGCCCCUGCCUGAGGGAAACCUUGUGGAGAAGAAGAGGAGGGUGAAGAGUUUCUACUGGAAACCGAUUCCUGAGGAUCGUGUGAAGCAGCAGGACGGGCCGAACCUGUGGAGCCUCGGCCAGAGCAGCAGGGAUCCACUCCACAUCGACAUCAGGGCCAUCGAGGAGCUGUUCGGACACGAGGACACACCGUCAGCCACCACGACCAGCGCCACGAUCGGACGAAGACGCGCUUCAGUGAAAGAUCUCAGACCGCAGAUCACCAUCCUGGGCUCCAGGAGAAGCUUGAAUAUCUCCAUUUUUCUGAAACACUUCAAAAAGUCCAGUGAGAGUCUUCUGGAUGAUAUUCUUCUUGGAAACACGGGUGUCUUCAGUGUGGAGUCUCUCAGAGAGCUGCUGAAGCUCCUGCCGGAGGAGGACGAGGUGAAGAAUCUUCAGAUGUUCAGUGGGAACCCUAAAGACCUGGCGCCGCCUGAUGCCUUCAUACACCAGCUCGUCCGUUUACCCAGGUAUGAAGUCCGUCUCGAGGCUCUGCUGUUAAAGGAAGAGUUUUUCCCUUCAUACACCGUCAUGAAACAGGACAUGACCGUCAUCCUGAGCGCCAUUAAAGAGCUGUUGAGCUGUGAGGAGCUUCACAAUGUCCUUCAUUUAGUGCUGCAGGCUGGAAACAUCAUGAAUGCUGGUGGCUCUGCUGGUAAUGCUGUGGGCUUCAAACUCUCCUCUCUGCCUUUAUUGGCUGAUACUAAAGCCAACAAACCUGGAAUCAACCUGCUGCACUUUGUCGCUCUGGAAGCUCAGAAGAAAGAUCUGCUCAUGUUUCCUGAGAAACUUCAGCAUGUUCAGCAGGCAGCGCGAGUGUGUGUUGACAGCAUUCAUGAUGAGUUUGAGGCUAUGACGAGAAGAGUUCAUCAGUUACAGCAGAACAUCCACACAGAUGAUGAGCUCCUGCUGCAGCUGCAGUCCUUCCUACAGAGCGCCGCUGGAGCUCUGGAGGAUUUGAGGAUCAGUAUUGAUGAGGUUCAGAGGGAAGGAGACGCUCUGAUCGAUUACUUCUGUGAGGACAGAGACGUGUUUAAACUGGACGAGUGCUUCAAAAUUUUCCAGAAUUUCUGCUCCAAAUUCAAGAAAGCAGUUCAGGAGAACAAGGAGCGAGGAAUGUGGGAGGAGUCUCGGCGCAAGGGUCUGAAGGAGUCAGAAGACAAGCAGUACUCAUGGGCGGGGCAUGAGGGUGUGGGCGGAGUCUCCGAUUUGCGAUCCAAUAGUGAAGUAGAUGUGUUAAAGAGGGAGGGGCAUAUGAAGCUGCUUGAGACAAGCCCUCAAAGUCUGCAUUGCUCACCACAACUGAAGAGCGUGACCCUUGACCCCUGUGAGUCAGAUACACUCAUACUUCCUCCAAUACACUCGCUGUCCAUCACAAAUGCGACAGAGGAGCCAGAGAUCCAAAAUAAGACUCUUUCCAUACAGGAAUCGCAGAACAACGACCUUCAAACACAAAGUCAGGAAACUUUGGGAAAUAAAGAAGUGACUCCAAACACGACCUUUGACCCUUCACAAAUAAGUUUUGUGGUAGAACCAGAGGUUAUUAAUGACAAAUCAGAGGGAAAAACUAAAGAUAAUGUCCAGCCUACGAAAGAGCUGCUCAAAACCACCGCUGGAGUGAAACAAACAAUCAGCAAACGAACCUUAAGCUCUAAAAACAGAGCACCUCUUUCUGCGAAAUCGCCUUCAUCUUCCACCAAAGCACCCUCAUCAUCAUCAUCAUCUCUUAAAUGUGUGAGCUCCUCUGAAACUGCGAGUUUGAGGAAGCUUGUUCCUCUCCGGCAGCCCAGUAGUUCUGUAAGGAUUCAGGUGCGACCCGGUGGAAGCAUCCCCAAUGUCGCAAAGAAGACGCCAGCGGUUCGACCAGAAGAGAAGAUGUGUCGCGCUACACUCCGCGCCCUCGACCCUCCCAGUCCUCAAAGCUCUGCGCGCAAUUCCACGAUCAAACCACCCAGCUUCACUCGCAACACUGUGGCGUCAACGACACGACACACCACCGCUCCUGGAAACCAGUCUAAAGCGCCUCCGCUGACCCGCGCUGCGUCGCUCAGGCUCUCUCAGGUCCUCAAGCCGGAGCAGACGCCUGCAGAAAGUGUUCGCCCGUUGCCCCCUGCUGGACAUCUGAGGAAGAGCAGCAGCACUGCCUCUCAAAGCUCAGUGUUUACUCGUGGGUCACGUGAUAAAAAUGUCAAACCCACGUGGAGGUAGAGAGAAAGUUAUGCUAGUACUGUUCAAAAGUUUGGGGUUUCUAAAUGUUUUUGAAAGAAUUCUCUUCUGCUCAACAAGGCUGAAUUUAUAUGAUCAGUAAAAUCAGUGAAAUAUUUUUAGAAUGUAAAACAGCUGUUUUCUAUGUGAAUAUCUGUUAAAGUGUAAUUUAUUUCUGUGAUGCACAGCUGUAUUUCAGCAUCAUUACUCCAGUCUUCAGUGUCACAUG
Messenger RNA from Cyprinus carpio (common carp), 3068 nucleotides. Its product is annotated as FH2 domain-containing protein 1. The record is from RefSeq and is a predicted model, not a curated record. NCBI's taxonomy places the organism in Eukaryota, Metazoa, Chordata, Actinopteri, Cypriniformes, Cyprinidae.